CUCAUCAUCAAUCUUCUUCAAACCCCGUUAUCUUCUCUCUUCCUCCCAAAGCCGCAAGACUCUGCAACUCUUAGAUGAACGAUUCUGUGUUCACUCAUUUACUGGACGGGAGAUAGCUAUCAACCCAUAUUUGUUCUUCCUGCUUCUGUGAUAAUACUAAUCGAGAAAAACAUUGAGUUGAGAAAAGCCUUAACUGAAAACGCACACAAGGUGUUCGAAGAAAUUCCGAAAAGAGACACAGUAGAGGAUAUGCCGCCACUAGAACCGAUUCGAUUCUUGAGAAACAGUGUGCUCGUAGCUCUCGGCGGGUUCGUGACCAUAAACGUGGUUUCCGCGGCAGCCUUUGGUGCAUUUCGACUCGCUACAGAAGAGAAACGGAAGAAGAGCGGGUUGCCUUGUGGAGCGUGUCGUGGGAAAGGGUUUUACAUAUGCAAACUAUGCAAAGGAGACGCAACGAUAAAAUGGUCGCCAUUGUAUGAUCCUGUUUGUAUCAAUCCAUGUCUUUGCCCUACUUGCGAUGGUCACAGGGUACAAAGAUGUCUCAACUGCUUAGGGAAGGGAUACUGGUGACUCUUUUGAAUCUUCCUUGGGAGGGAAAGGAAGGAAGGGUUUAUCAAUUAGGACUAACACUAGUGCGUCUUCUCAUAGAAACUCAAAUGACUAUGGCGGGUCGCAGAGACAGACUCCAUCACCUCCGCGGAUCUCGAAUAGCGAUCGCUAUCCUCGUCGGAAUCCUCAUCGGUUGCAUCUGCACCGUCUUGUUCCCGGAUGGCUUCUUCAACUCGGGAUCAUCGUUUACAGUUAACGAACAACGCCUUUCGCAGUCUACGACCUCUAAGGUAGGGCAGGCUUCGUGUGAAUCGUCUGAACGGGUCAAAAUGCUCAAAUCAGACUUUGCAUUGAUCUCUGAAAAGAACGCCGAGUUAAGGAAGCAGGUCAGAGAGCUAACAGAGAAGGUGCGGUUAGCUGAACAAGAUACGGAGAAUACAAGGAAACAAGUCUUAGUUUUGGGAACUGAGAUCAAGGCUGGAUCUUUUGGCACCGUCAAGAGUCUCAGAACUAACCCAACCGUGGUUUCCGACGAGUCUUUUAACCCAAGACUAGCAAAGCUAUUAGAGAAAGUAGCUGUUAAUAACGAGAUCAUUGUGGUUCUUGCAAAUUCAAAUGUGAAACCAAUGUUGGAAGUGCAGAUCGCUAGUGUAAAGAGAGUGGGUAUACAAAACUACCUGGUUGUCGCGUUGGAUGAUUCUAUAGAAAAUUUCUGCAAAUCAAACGGAGUUGCCUAUUACACUAGCGGAGGUAAUCACACUGUUUCAGGGCUGAAGUUCCGCGUCUUGAGGGAGUUCUUGCAGCUUGGCUAUGGUGUUCUUCUAUCAAAUGUGGACAUUGUCUUUCUGCAGAACCCUUUUGGUCAUCUUUACAGAGACUCUGACGUGGAGACCACGAGCGAUGGCCAUGACAAUAGCACAGCUUAUGGGUUCAACAAUGGGUUUGAUGAACCAUCCAUGGGAUGGGCUAGGUAUGCUCACACUAUGAGGAUAUGGGUUUUCAAUUCCGGCUUCUUCUACCUAAGACCAACUCUUCCUUCAAUCGAGCUACUCGAUCGCGUGGCGGAUACGCUUUCCAAGGCAGACGCAUGGGACCAAGCGGUUUUCAACGAGCAACUCUUUUACCCUUCGCAUCCUGGAUACACUGGCUUACACGCUUCAAAGAGAGUCAUGGAUAUGUACGAGUUCAUGAACAGUAAGGUCCUUUUCAAGACUGUGAGAAAGGAUCAUGAGCUCAAGAAGUUGAAGCCGGUGAUUGUUCAUUUGAAUUACCAUCCAGAUAAACUCAGUCGAAUGCAAGCUGUGGUGGAGUUUUAUGUUAAUGGGAAACAAGAUGCGCUUGAUAGCUUCCCAGAUGGUUCUGAAUGAUAGAGAGAGAUGAAUGCUUGUUACGCAAGGUAGCUAAAGAAAGAGAGAGAGAGGAAGACAAAGAGAGUGUAAGGUUUUGGACUUAUCUGUGUUUUAUCCACAACAAAGAAGACGUUAAGAAUCUCUUCUCUUUAAUAACGCAAACAUCCCUUUUGUGGCUUCAAUUCAAAUCAAAUGGAACCCCACACUUACCUCUCUCUUGCCCUGUCUUGUCUUUUUCUGAAGGAUUUGUUUCAGCCUUGUCUUUCCUCUGUAUUGUAUUCCUCUCAGAGCAGUUUUGCUCUGUCAAGAUUCCUUUUGUGCUAUGCAGACAUUUCCAAGCUCAGAAACCUUUCUACUAGCCUCGAACUCACCACCUCUGCUGCUUAAUCCCGGCGGCGAUGACGUGGACAUCGAUUUCAGGGAUGUCUUUGGUGGUCCGCCUAAACGACGUUCCAAAGUUAACGAACUCACUCGUCAUAGCUUCAGCGAUACAGCUCUCAGGCGGCUUGACGUCAACGUCGACAACAGCGCCCUGGUUCCGCGAGAUGACCUUUGGAAUGUAAGAAACGAGAAGCCUGUUUUCGGUGAAGACACAUCCGUCCGUCGCCGUUUCACGGCUGACGAUUUCUUCGACGAUAUUUUUGGAGCGAAUGAACCAUCAAAACACAUCCGUAGCCCGGCUCAGCCUCUCCCUCACGAAGCCGAAUCUCAUGCAAAACAAGUCAAAGCAACAGAGAUUCCCACGUUUGGUUCAGCUACUGCCUCGAGCUCUCCUUUGUCAAGAACUUCCGAUAUGGUGGGCUCUGCUGCUAAAUCAGGUUCAGAUGGUUAUGUUUCUCCACAAGUUGUUAAUGGGAAAGGCAGGCAGUUUCACUUCUCUAUCUACAAGUGGUCUAAUAAAGGAGUUCCUGUUGUCAUUUGGGGCAGUUCUAGAUUGAGCUUUAUGGCUAAAUCUGAGAAACAUACCGAGUUGUGAUAUGUGAAAAGGCUUAAGAGAAUUGAUUUGGCUACUUAUGUCAUCAAAGUUGACUUAUCUUCUCCGGAACACAUUCUGAAAGAACUCCAGAGUUAAGCGUGCUUGACCUGCAGUAGUGGAAGGAUGGGUGACCUAUCGGGAAGUGAUUCGCGAUAGCAUGCGAGUGAGGCAAAAGCAUGGGAAAAGUUCGGGUGGUGAUUGCAAGGUCAGUAAACAAUGAUUUCGAGCCUUUAGAAAAAUUAACGGACCGAUCGCUGGAACGGGAUGGGCCCACGGGCCGAGAGAGCGGACGUGGGUGGCCCAUUAGCUGUGGGCGGUCAGGCGUUACAACAACACUGAGCGAUUUGCGGUCUACUACUUUUGAGAAAGCUGGUAAAGAUGAGAAAACAGAAAUUGAUUCGACGUCUGAAAAAGUUUUAUCUGGCAAUGUCUCGAAAGCUCAUGAAGCUAAUGUGAAACCUGACAAGGAUAAGAGACGAGAUGAAGAUAUAGUAUUCAAAA
Molecule: messenger RNA, 3375 nt
Organism: Brassica oleracea var. oleracea
Lineage: Eukaryota; Viridiplantae; Streptophyta; Magnoliopsida; Brassicales; Brassicaceae
Product: UDP-D-xylose:L-fucose alpha-1,3-D-xylosyltransferase 1-like
Exons: 5
Coding region: 498-1916 (472 amino acids)
Biological process (GO): root hair cell development
Molecular function (GO): glycosyltransferase activity
Source: RefSeq, a predicted model, not a curated record